AUGUUAACACAACGACAUCUUCAAGUAAAUUUUUAUGAUAGAGCAAAUUCAUUUAUUGAUGGACUCAAUAGUAAUAGAAUUGAUUUACAAAUUCAAGCACUAAGGAAUAUAGAAAUUGAAUUUCUUGAAUAUGAAGAUGAUGCAGCAGAAAAGUCAUGGCUUUAUUCAUUUAUAAAAUAUGAAAAGAAAGCUCCUAAAUCCAAUCAUUCACAUAGAAUCGCAACAAAAAAAGAGUUAAUAAAUUUUCUAGAAUAUACAUCAAAAAUUAUUAUCAAUUUAGUGGUUGCUUGUCCACAUGAAGAAUUACUUCGUCAUUCAAUUCCUAUUAUAAUUAGACUAUGUCAAAACAAGUUAUUACCAAAUGACUUUUUCAAAAAAUUAUAUCAAAAUGCAGAAAGGUUGUCUGGACCAAUUGUUAUGAGAGCACAAGAUUUAAUCUUGAGAUUGUUUAAUAAAUUAUCUUCCGAAGAAAAAAAAUAUUUUAAAUUAUUAGCCAUUAGUGGAUCUGAGAAUAGCCAAAUUGAAUCUCUUCAUUUUCUUUGUAAACUAAUCACUGCACAUGAAAUUUCUAUUGAGGUUGUUCAAAAAUUAAUAAAACAAAUAUGUAAGAAUAUUCAACAAUUAGAAAGUGAUGUUUUUCCUAUAAUACAAAUUCCUGAAUUAAGAACGUUAUUAAGGAAAAGUUUAUUAACAGAAUACUUAACUAAUUUUCAAGACACCGGAGUUUUAAGUGCACUCAAGAUCAUAGCUGAAACUGAUCCAUUCGAAAGUGAUGUGGAUGACAUUAAACAAUUACUUGAUAUGUCUAUUCUUAAUGAAACUGAAAACUUAAAAGAUGUAUUGAUUAACUUAGCACAGAAAAAUGAAAAUUUAUUUUCUUCUUGUUUACUAGGAAUGGUGAGACUUGAGGGAUUCAAUGAAACCACAAAAUGGCUAACAGGAGAAAUGAUUACUGACCACAUUGAAGAUUUGAUGAAAACCCUUUUAAAUUACAACCAAUUACCUGAAGCAUCUUCUUCAAUUGUAAGAAAUACUUUUAUUCAGUAUAAUGUUUUAAUAACAAAAGGUAUCCGUACAAAUUCUAAUAAUCAUAUUAUAUUCGUUGAUUAUAAUAGUUUAAUUGGAAAAGAAAUACUUUGGGAUGUAUUUUUAAAAAAGAAAAAUCAAAAAAUUGAACAUUUAUUAAUGAAAAUAUAUCAAGGAAAAUUGAAGGAAUAUGUUAUUGAUGCAUUACAUGCUUUUAUGAAAAAUCCUCAGCUCAUUGCCGCUGAAAUAAUUGAAAAAUCUUUAAAAGAUUUAAAACAAUCAUUGAAAGAAAAUAAAGAGGGAAAGAUUAAAUUAAAACAAUUUAUUAAAUUAAAGUGUGGUAUUCCAGUUGGACAAAUUAAAGUUAAAAGUACAUCGUAUUUGUGUCAAUCUAGUGAGGAUAUCAAACAAUUAAAAUACCUUUCAGAAGAGGUUAAUAACAAAAUCAAACAAACUAAAGAAAAACUUGAGACUAAAAUAGAAAUUAAAGAAAAAGAGUAUUUACCUGAAACUCCAGUUGAUGCCAUUGUCACUGACAUAUUAGCAAGUGUAUAUGAACAAAAAGGUACUUCAGCAGAAUGGAUAAAAAGAGUUAUUAAAAACAAUAAAUAUUUUAUUACUACUCAAAUUAACAAUGAAGAUGUAAGUAUAAAUGAUAUGGUUGGAGAUUUACUUAAGAAAGAUGGGAGUAUUUUUUUAUAUAUCCAAGAAGGAGUUAAAACGUUAAAUUGUCAAAAAUUAACAAAAUCAAAAAGUAAUGAUAAAAUAAUUAAUUGUGAUCCAAAAACUUUAAAACAAUUAUCUUUUAUAAUUGAAGAAAAUGAAAUAAAAAAUGUUAUUGAAUUAAUUCAAAAAAAAGAAAUGUAUAGUAUUGGAAUUACAUUACUAAAAGAAAUUAACCCAUUUAUUAAAUGGAGGUUAUCACCAAUUGAAAAUUGUAAAGAACAAACUGGUUAUGAGUUUAUUGGAUUCGAACGAUUAAUGACACAGAAUGAAAUACAAGAAGAUGACUUUAAAGAACUCAUUUCAAUGUUUUGUCAUUCUAUUGAAACAAGAAAAGGUAAUGAGAAAUACAUUGCUGAAAUUCUUUUACAUUUUGAAAAACUAGCAAAAAAGGAAUUAUGGUAUAUAAAUGAAGAACAAAUUAAAAAAAUUCAAAAAAGAUAUUUUAUGGAAGGAAAUGAAAGAAUUAUUAAUACAAUAUGUGAUAUAUUAUUAUUAAGAAAUAAUCAAAUAAUUGAAUGGAAUAAAGAAGUAGUUGUAGAACCAAUAAAGAGAGUAGUUAAAGAAUUGAUGAAUCAAGAACUAUUUGAAACGUUAAUUCCUUAUUUAGAAGAGCCAAGUGAAUUAGUUGAAGAGUGUUAUGAAAUAAUUAUUCAGUAUAUUGAUAUAAAAUAUAAUAUUAAUGAUUUGUUUAUUCAGAAAAUGAUUGAAAAUAUUACAAAUAGAGGAAAAGGCUUUAAAUUCAGUAUUCGAGCAAUGAAAUUAAUGAAAGACAAACAAAAACUUCUUCAACCUUAUCUUAUUACAUUCAUUGAUUCGUUAUUUCCAAAAGGAAAGUUAACUGAAAUUAAAGAAGAUACCCUCCAUGAUUAUAUUGAAAUGAUAUGUGAAUCUUGUAAGACGUGUAAUGAAGAACAAAAGAAAGAAAUUUGUCACCAUUUUGAUAUGAUAUUAAGUAUGUUAGAGAGUAAUGGAAAUCAUAUAGAAACAAGAAAAGGGUUGUGGUGUGGUUUGACUAAUCAAGGGUCUACUUGUUAUAUGAAUAGUAUUCUUCAACAAUUAUUACAUACUAAAAUGUUUUGUAAUAAACUUCUUGAAAAAAAAGUUAUUACACCUAAAUAUUUUGAAGAUACUGAAGAAAAUAAAAAUCAAAAAAAUCUAAAUAUUAUAAGUAUUGAAAAAUUUGAUGUCAAUAAAACAAAGACUAUCGUUAACAAGGUUCAAAUAUUAAAAAAAGAAAAUGGAGCUAUAAAUGAUAAUAUUGAAAAUGAUUCAAAAGAAGUAAUGCAAAAGAUUGAACAAAGUGAUAAUACAAUAAGUAAAACACAAGAAGAAAUUGAACAAGAAAUUAAUUCACAAAAAGAGAAUAUUCAAAAUAAAGAACAAAAUGAAUUUAUUACUCAUAAUAAGAAUGAAUUUAAAGAUUAUAGAAUGAUAGAAGGAUUACAAAAAUUGUUUGUUGAAAUGAAAGAAAGUAAAUUACAAACUGUCAACACAAAAGAGUUUUGUAAAGAAGCACAUGGAAGUUGUUAUGAAGAAAUUAAUGUUUAUGAACAAAUGGAUGCUCAAGAAUUCUUUAAUACAAUAAUAUCAACAUUAGAAAUCUGUAAAAAAGAGAAAAAUAUCAUUGAAGCAAGAAAAAUAUUUACUGGAGAAACAGAGAUAUCAAUAAAAAGCCAGUGUGGUCAUAUAGUAAAACGAAAUGAAGAAUUUUGUUCAUGUGCACUAGAAGUAGAACAUUAUCAAUCAAUAGGACAAUCAUUAAAAGCAUUAUGUGAAGGUUGUGUUUUAUGUGAUUAUCGAUGCGAACAAUGUGGAUUAAAAAGUGAUGCUCAAAGAAGUGAAAAAUAUAAAAAAUUACCAGAGACAUUAGUAUUUCAUUUGAAACGAUUUGGAUAUAAUGAACAAUUUCAAAUUGUCAAGUAUAAUGGAAAAUUUGAAUAUCCAAAUGAAAUUGAUAUGAAACAAUAUUGUUGUAAAGAAUAUAAAGGAAUAACUAAAUAUAAAUUAGUUGGAAUAGUUAUUCAUACUGGAAGUGCAUAUGGUGGUCAUUAUUUUAGUAAUAUAUUACUUAAUGGUCAAUGGAUAUCUUUUAACGAUAAAUUAGUUGAAAAUAUAGGUAACGGAAAUUGGUUUGGAGGAGAAGUGUCAAAUGCCUAUAUGUUAUUUUAUCAACAAAUAAAUAUAUUAGAAGAAAAAGAAAAUGAAACAUUUAUGAUUGAUGAAUUAUUAUUAAAAAGAAUAGAAAAAAUGAAUUAUAGUUAUGUUUUAUCAAAACAAGCAUCAAAACCUUUUGUUAUAGAUUUUAUUAAAGGAAUUAAUGAAAGUUGUAAAUAUAUUGGAAAUACAUUAUCAUUCAUACGUACAAUUAUUCUUAAAAGAAAUCCUGAACAAAGCCUUGGAAUUUUUGAAGGAAUUUCUCAAAUAAUGAAUCAAGAAAUAGCUAGAGAAGUAUUACAAAAAAUAUCAACAUAUUAUUUAAAAGACUAUUUAAUAUGGGGGAAGUCUAUGAUUAUCUCAGCUAUUAAACAAAUCCAAGAACCUGUUUUUAAUGAACUAAUAAUAAAAGAAGUAGAAAACGGAAAUAGUCAUGGAAUAGAGGUUAUUCAAGAAUUGUAUAAACUAAUGCAAGUUAAGUUGAGUACUUGUGUAAGACUUUCAGUUCAUAUUAUUAAAAAUCAAAAAUAUAAUUAUGUACAAGGUAAAAUUGCGUGUUCCUUUAUACUCGAAGGAAUUCAACAAAAAAUCUAUCAAUUUGAUAAAGAUAUAUUGUUGAGUUUUAAAAGUACAAACUCUCCAGAAAGCCUUAUUCAAGAAAUCAUUGAGAAGUACCCAACUCAAAAAGUUAAUGAGUGUGCAUUAAAACUAAUAAAAAGUUCAUUAAAUAAACGAGAAAUUAAUGACGAAGAAAUGAUAAAAUUAAAAAGAUUAGUAUGUAAUGUUAAUUGCGCAGUUUGUAUUGUCAAUGAGUGUUUGAAACAUCUUUGUAUGGCACCAGAUAGCUGUAGAUACUUUAAAAUAAUUCUAAUAACAAUGCAAAUUGUAUUACUUUCUCCUUUAAUUUAUAACGAAUUAAAGAAAAAGAUAAAAGAAUUCAAUGAAAAUUUAGAUUUUUACUCACUUAAAAUAGUUUUAAUUGAAUAA
This is a messenger RNA of Entamoeba dispar SAW760, 4893 nucleotides long. Its product is annotated as ubiquitin specific protease, putative. The transcript has a single exon. Gene Ontology annotation, molecular function: cysteine-type deubiquitinase activity; cysteine-type endopeptidase activity. The record is from RefSeq and is a predicted model, not a curated record. Bases 1 to 4893 code for a protein of 1630 amino acids. Gene Ontology annotation, cellular component: cytosol; nucleus. Gene Ontology annotation, biological process: protein deubiquitination. NCBI's taxonomy places the organism in Eukaryota, Evosea, Mastigamoebida, Endamoebidae.